Molecule: messenger RNA, 1477 nt
Organism: Diachasma alloeum
Lineage: Eukaryota; Metazoa; Arthropoda; Insecta; Hymenoptera; Braconidae
Gene: JMJD5
Product: bifunctional peptidase and arginyl-hydroxylase JMJD5
Exons: 8
Coding region: 186-1427 (413 amino acids)
Cellular component (GO): nucleus
Molecular function (GO): histone H3K36 demethylase activity
Source: RefSeq, a predicted model, not a curated record
CUCGUUGGUUUUUUUUGUGGGUUAUUGCGGUUUUUUGGUGAAAACCAAAUAACCUACAAAAGAUACACAGCUGAUUUUUACUUUGAAAAUUGUAGAUAGUUGAGUGUUGUGACGGAAGAGCGGUUUUGGGGAGAAUUGAAGGGAGAGGAUCAUCGGUUUAUUUGAGGAAUCGUCGGUUGUAAGAAAUGGCUGAGGGAAUAGCUCCGCUGACUGGAGAUGUUUGUUGGGGAGUUUUAAUGAAAAACUGCGAGAAUCGUGUGCCCAAUGAAAUUAAAGCCCACGUGGUGCCUAUUUGCAGAGCCCUUGAGGGUGCAAUCAGAUCUAAUGAGAGACCAUCACCUGAAUGGAUUGAGAAAACAUUGCUGAGAUUGGAGGCUUGCGUGGAUAGAACUUGGGAAGCAUUGAAUACUGGACAUUGGAAAGAUGUGGAAAUGAGGCACAGAUAUUGCUACACAAUUUGUAGCGUAUUGAAGUGUAUAGUUUUAGAAAUGAGUUCCCAAGGUGUUGAAGACCACUAUAAAACCGAUAUAACAACAAAAAUGAUUGAGCAAGUCGACAGGGGAUUGCUGCUGGGUGCUCCACUCGACGACAUCCCCCAUUUGUUGACGAGAAUCGCCUCUAGACUGAACGAAAAAAUGUGCUCUGUUGUAAGCAAAAACUCUGGUAUUUUGCAAUGUGACUCGACAAAUGUUCCUAAGAAUCUCUUGCGUGGAUUGGAAUGGGUUCAACGAUAUAAAUCUCCAUCGAUGGAGACAUUCUAUCGUGAUAUUUUCGUGAAGAAAAGCCCUGCAGUAUUAGAAGGAUGUAUAGACCACUGGAAAGCUUUAACUCUAUGGAAAGACCCCAACUACCUCAUAAAAAUAGCUGGAACCCGUACAGUUCCCAUAGAAAUAGGUUCAAAAUACACUGAAGAAGACUGGUGUCAACACCUCAUUACCCUCUCAGACUUUAUUAAAUCACAUGUUACAAAAAACAAUGAUAAAGUUGGAUAUCUCGCGCAACAUCAGCUCUUCGAACAAAUUCCAGAACUGAAAGAAGACUUUUCAAUUCCCGACUACUGCAGCUUCUCUGAUAAUUCUGAAGACAGUCUGCCUGACACUAACGCCUGGUUCGGCCCCAAAGGAACAGUCUCACCUCUUCACUAUGAUCCAAAAAAUAAUCUCCUGUGUCAGGUUUUUGGUUGCAAACGAGUGAUACUUUAUCAUCCAAAUGAUAGUAGAAAUUUGUAUCCAUACGAUACGAGGUUGUUAUCCAACACAGCACAAGUGGAUCCGAUAAAUCCUGAUUAUGUUAAUUUCCCUGAUUUUAAAAAUGCUCAAGGAAUAAUGUGUUAUCUUAACGAGGGAGAAAUGCUAUUCAUUCCUCCAGGAUGGUGGCAUCACGUUGUGAGCCUGUCUCCAUGCUUUUCUAUUAGUUUCUGGUGGUAAUUACCAAUAAAAAAAAUGUAUGAAAGAAAAUAAUAAUCUGUAUUAUUUAA